Messenger RNA from Phoenix dactylifera (date palm), 1230 nucleotides. Lineage: Eukaryota; Viridiplantae; Streptophyta; Magnoliopsida; Arecales; Arecaceae. The record is from RefSeq and is a predicted model, not a curated record.
AUGUACCCUAACAGUGAUCUUGUCAGGAAGAUUCUUCGCUCACUACCACGUUCUUGGAAAGCCAAAGUGACAGCAAUACAAGAAGCCAAGGACCUCAAUAUCCUUCCUCUAGAAGAACUUCUUGGGUCACUGAUAACACAUGAACUCACCAUGAACCAACAUCUUGAGGAUGAGGAUCAGAAGAGAAAAGAAAUAGCAUUUAAAGCUUCCACCCAAAAGGAAUAUAAUGAGAGUAGUGAUGAAGGAGAAGAUGAGAAUGAGGAUGAUGAUAUUGCCCUCCUUGCAAAAAAAAUCAGUAAGUUUAUAAGGAGAAGGAAGAUGAACUUCAAAAGGUAUCCGAUAGUAAAAGGUGAGAUGGAAAAGAAUAAGGAGAAAGGGAAAGAUCCCUUAGUGUGUUAUGAGUGUAAGAGACCCGGACAUUUUAGGCUAGAUUGUCUGCUCUUAAAGAAAUUGCAAAAGAAAAAGAAGAAGGCAUUUGUUGCAAUGCGGGAAGAUAGUGAUGAAUCUUCAUCAGAAGAAGAAACCCAAAAAGUAGCCAAUAUUUGCCUUAUGGCUCAAGACAAUCAGGUAAGUUCUACUGCUUUACCAAGUUUCUCCUUUGAUGAAUUAUAUGAAUCUUUCAAUGAGCUAGUUAGUGACUAUAAGAAACUUGGUUUGAAAAAUAAAGAGUUAAGAAUUGAAAACAACACUUUAAAUGAUUUAUCAGAAAAAUACAAUGAAGAAAAACAAUUUUUAGCCAAUGAAGUACAAAUGCUGAAAUCUGAAAAACAGAAGAAGAUUAAACAAAAUGAAGAGCUGCUAAAUGAGAACCAAAACCUUAAAAAGGAAGUAGAUAAGUAUAAGGUAUGUCUUGCAGCCAACCAAGCUAAAAGGAAUUGGUACCUCGAUAGUGGCUGCUCAAGACACAUGACCGGUGAUAAAGAUGAAUUCUUCACCCUCGAAUCGAAAGAAGGAGGAGUGGUAACCUUCGGGGAUAAUAGUCAAGGUCAAAUCAUCGAUAUUGGUAAAAUUCGGAUCUCUCCUUCUACUUUCAUAGAUAAUGUGUUGAUGGACGAUCCUGAAGAUGACACCGAAAUUCUAGAAAAUGAGAUUGAAAGAAUUACUCUUGAAGAUUCAUCCAAUACCAACAAUGAAGAGGAUGUUGAACAAGCUGAGAUUGAAGUAGUUGAAGAACUAGAUCAUAAUCUACCCAAGGAGUGGAGAUAUGCAACUAGCACCCUAAGGAACUAA